Emiliania huxleyi CCMP1516 is the source of this 435-nucleotide messenger RNA. RefSeq lists its product as hypothetical. The record is from RefSeq and is a predicted model, not a curated record. Gene Ontology annotation, biological process: DNA repair. The annotation marks the transcript as partial. Gene Ontology annotation, molecular function: polynucleotide 3'-phosphatase activity; ATP-dependent polydeoxyribonucleotide 5'-hydroxyl-kinase activity; double-stranded DNA binding. NCBI's taxonomy places the organism in Eukaryota, Haptophyta, Isochrysidales, Noelaerhabdaceae. The transcript has a single exon.
GUCUUCCCGACGAGUCUCUCGCAGUACGCCCUCUGGUCGGGCGGGGUGCUCGCCGAGCUGCGCGCUGCGCACGCCGCCGGCUGCAAGCUCGUCAUCUUCUCGAACCAGGGCGGCAUCAAGGGCGCGCAUGAGGGCAAGACGGCGGCGCGCGUCAAGGGCGUGAUCGACUGGGUGGCGGAGGAGCUGGGCGUGCCACUCUUCGCCUGCAUCGCGACCCAAAAGAGCGAGUACCGCAAGCCGGGCGCGCCGAUGUGGGGCCUCAUGCUGCGCGAGCUCAACGGAGGCGUGCAAGCCCACCUCGCCGCGUCGAGCUACACCGGGGACGCGGCGGGCCGGCCGGGCGACAUCGGCGACUCGGACCGCGACUUCGCGGCGGCGGUCGGGGCGGCGCACGGCGGCAGCCUCGCGUUCCGCACACCCGAGGAGGCCUUCGGU